Paramuricea clavata is the source of this 827-nucleotide messenger RNA. Lineage: Eukaryota; Metazoa; Cnidaria; Anthozoa; Malacalcyonacea; Plexauridae. The record is from the annotation of a GenBank genome assembly.
AUGGCUGUUCAUUUUUAUCGAGAACUAAAUAAUCUGAGCACGGCAGAUUUUCUUAUUGAAAAUAAGAAGAGAAAAGGGAAGUUUUAUAAAGUAGAGAGAAUUAUCUCUAGAAGAACGCGAAAAAGAAAGGUGAAGCAACAUAAAUGUACUUUAAUAGUGUUUUUAUCAUCGUGUUGUAUUGUAGAAAUAUGUGCUAUUUUAAUAUAAUAACUUGCUGUCUUUUAUACAUUUUAAUAAGGCUGAAUAUCUUGUAAAGUGGAGUGGAUAUGGCUCAUUGGAAAAUAGUUGGGAGCCUGAAGAAAAUUUAAAUGCUUUUGCCUUAAGGUAAGCGGUAUUUUAAUAUAUUGAGACUUGAUUGAGUUGAUAUUUUACAUAUUUACAAGAAGGAUCAUGCUUAACAGCUUAAAAGUCUGCGUCAAGGAUAGACUUUGACAUCUUGUUUUCUUUCAUAUUGCUGUAGAACAUAUUGGAACCCACAGCCAGCUGCAGAUCUGCUUUCCUCAUGUGUUGAUACGCUUCACACUGCAAUGUUGGAAAAUUUUAAAUAAAAAAGUAUGCUACCAACAGUGCUAAACUUCAGGCAUGAUGUUUUCAGAGCUCUAUUUAAAGACCAGGGUGUAGAGACUGAAGAUGGAAGGCAUAUUUUGCUGGAAAAGAAUGACUUUCAAAGGUGCCAUCUCCCGGAACAGUGGGACCAGAUACUAGACCAGUUGGGAAAUGGAAUAAAGAUUGCGUUUCCUGUAAAUGCAAGACCAUUUAUUUCUCAGAGCACAAAAACCUACAGAGUUAUCUGUGGAAAAUUAGUUAAUGCCCAGAUACAAUAUUGA